AUGUCAAGUUCCUCUGAAUCUUGUUCGCUUUCCGAUUCAUCGUACCUUUCAUACCUGCAAGCUAUCAUUGACUAUGGGGAAUCAAGAUUAAGAAACGCCCUUUGCGAAAUUCAUACAAAACCUCUGAAACAUCAAAAAGGGCUGCAGCUCUUGCUGCGUAAAGAAUUGGUUCGUAUACAGAUUUUUCAAGGAUAUAGCACCACUAUUGGUCAUGUUGUUGAUGUGCCAUGUUUCCUGCGUACAUUGGCAAAAUCGCCGUUUGGAAGGGUGUCACCGAGUGAUUUGCCUAUUUCCUUCGAUAUUAAAUUCAUGCAAUCAUUGUAUUCCGGGUUGUCAAACAAAGCCAUUUCUAGAACAGUGGACAGUUAUAAACAAGCAUGGUGGAAGGAUUCAGAGGUACUUGGAGGACAAGCAACCGGGAAAGCUAUUGGUGAUUGGUCUGUUGAGGAAUGCCUUCGGUAUCAUUGUGAGCAGCUGCAUAUAUUGGUGGGACCUGAUAUGUCGAGCAUAAUCAAACCCAAUCAUGGCAUGCAAAACUGGUCAUUUGGUAGUGACCCAGCCGUUGUGUCAGAAUGGAUCUCAGUGGUGGCAUGCGCAGAAAAGGAUAACCUACUGGUGGUUGGCCACCGAGGGGACCGUACAGAGCAACCUGCAACACCUACUCGAGUGCUUUCAAGCUCCCCGGCCGCGAACGCAAAUCAAAAAGUAACGGGCAGACCUCGGUAUCAUGCAAAAGAUUGGUGGCCAGACGUAAACAGUAAUAUGAGUGUUUCAAGCCAAGAAUCGCCGUCUCCUCACAAAGCAAAUACCUUCAAUGUAUCUAGAACCGAGCUUCCCACAUCGUCCAGUCCAGUAGAUGCUCAAUAUCACAUUUCGCCAAAUGACAACCAGGUGGGCGAAGAACAGUCACAUGCCUCACAGAAACGGCGAGAAUACAAAAAUGUUCUAUUGCACACCCAAUUUGAAGAAGACCAUCCACUAUAUGCCUCGCCAUCUACACUCACUCACCUUAACAAUCCCACACCAAACGCCUCGCCAUCCACACGCACCCACAUCGGCAAAUCUGCACCAACAGCAUUUCCAUUCCGAGACAAUCUGGCCGCCCUAUACAAUAGCCUGAAAUCGGGUGGAAAUUCUGCAUUACAUUCUGAUGGUGACAUGUUUCCUUCUGAUGACGAUGGCCCUUUAUUACAUCCCGGGAGCCAACAAAAUAGUCAUUAUGCUUCUAAUCAUCUACAUCGACCGGCAUUUGAGGACAAUCUUGCUUUGAUGUAUUCCGACCUCACACCAUCAGCCAACGACAUUGCAUCACAAAAUGAAGACAAGCUAGCCGCUCUUUUUUGCGACCUUUCACCUGCUUUUCCCAAUAACCCCGAUCGCAGUGCAGUCAACGGCAUCGCAUCACAGAAAGAAGACACGCUAGCCGCGCUUUUUUGCGACCUUCCACCUGAUUUGCCCAAUGACCCUGAUCAUAGUGAUGACCCAUCAGUAUAUUCUGCCAAAAUCUCCUCGCCAUAUCAUGAUGAAUCGAUGUCGGAUUCAGGCCCAGUGACAUCCAACAGUCUAUUAUCGUGUGAGGAUAAGCUUGGGGCACUUUACUCACAGAUCUCCGACUGCGAUGUUCGUCAUACCUCAGGAUGCCGAAUUCAAUCGGUAUCAGUAGGAUCAACUGAAUUAAAUGCCUCGCCAACAACCCGAACAUCCUAUAUUAACGUUGAAGCAGCUCAAGAAAGGAUGCACCCUCCAUUAGAUACGCCGGGAGCGUUAAUACAGGACGAUCUGGCAUUCAUUACCGCCCCGGGAAUCAACACCCUCGCCAUGUAG
This is a messenger RNA of Psilocybe cubensis, 1824 nucleotides long. RefSeq lists its product as uncharacterized. Lineage: Eukaryota; Fungi; Basidiomycota; Agaricomycetes; Agaricales; Agrocybaceae. The transcript has 4 exons. The coding region runs from base 1 to 1824 and encodes 607 amino acids. The record is from RefSeq and is a predicted model, not a curated record.